Molecule: messenger RNA, 1002 nt
Organism: Botrytis cinerea B05.10
Lineage: Eukaryota; Fungi; Ascomycota; Leotiomycetes; Helotiales; Sclerotiniaceae
Exons: 3
Coding region: 101-778 (225 amino acids)
Source: RefSeq, a predicted model, not a curated record
GUUCACUUAAUCUUCCACAAGCAAGGCCUUUUUUGAUCUUUUUACAUUGCAAUUUCAACAUAUUCCACCUGGAAACCCUUUAAUUUUCAAUCAAGUCAAAAUGCGUCCCAUCUCACUCAUCACAACUAUUAUUCUCCCCCUCUCUUUUGCGGCGCCUAUCCCUGAUAAAGACACCGCUCCCCAAACUAUCUCUAUUCCACCUCCCGCCGUAAUUCAGGCCCUUGUUGACGCUGGGCUUGGCCAAUUCGCUACUCCCGCCAACUUAGCAUACAUUAAUAGCGCUAUAGAGGCCGCGGAAGCUGCUGCCGCCGCUGCCACGCAGAAAGCUGGUGGUUCUAGCAAGAGACAGGAUUUGGGAUUAGGAUCAUUGACGGGUGCAUUAGACCCCCUUCUUGGUAUACUCGGAGGGUUAGGGCUAGGGGGAUUGAAAGAACGGGAUGAGAUUGUCAAGAAACAGCUUGAUCUUUCAAAUCUCGGAUCUGUUUUGGGAGCGCUAAGUCCAGAACUCGAGCCAGUGACUAAUAUAGGUGAAGCUCUUCCCAUUCAAGCUGGAACUGGGAUUCUUAAGAGACAAAGUCUUUCUGCUCUUGGAAAUAUUGUUGGGAGUGUUCCGGGGGGUGCAAUUGGGACGGGGAUUACGAACAGUUUACCAAUUGUAGGACCAGUCUUGGGGGGAAUUUCCCAGAAUCCGACUGCUGUCAUUACUUCUGUGUUAGGAGAUGGACUCAAAAAGAAAGCUAAGAGACGACAAGAAGUUGCUGCUGCUAUGAAAGAAUAGAAUGUCAAUGGAAUAUGGGCUAGGAUGGGAUCGGAAAGAAAAGGGGGUGAGGGUUGUUAGGUGUUGGAAUGAUGCAUAUGGGAGGGUUGACGGCUAUGGGUGGAAGAUUGUCUGAAUUGCAUUUGAACUGCAAUGCACUUCUGAAUUCUUGCUAGAUUUUGUUUAUCGUUCAGUGAAACUAGUCUUUUGAAUUUGCUAUCUCGGCUAUUAGAGUCUUUGAGGCA